Xiphophorus couchianus (Monterrey platyfish) is the source of this 1549-nucleotide messenger RNA. Its product is annotated as CCN family member 3. Gene Ontology annotation, cellular component: extracellular matrix; extracellular region. The coding region runs from base 1 to 1020 and encodes 339 amino acids. Gene Ontology annotation, molecular function: heparin binding; integrin binding. The record is from RefSeq and is a predicted model, not a curated record. The transcript has 5 exons. Gene Ontology annotation, biological process: cell adhesion; chondrocyte differentiation; positive regulation of cell differentiation. Lineage: Eukaryota; Metazoa; Chordata; Actinopteri; Cyprinodontiformes; Poeciliidae.
AUGACUGCACAGACAUUUGCAGUGAUCAGGGCUCAGGUGUGUCCUCGGCGAUGCCUGUGUCCUGCCGAGGUUCCAGUGUGUCUCUCUGGGGUGCCCCUGGUCCUGGAUGACUGUGCCUGCUGUCUGGUUUGUGCAGGUCAAAAAGGCCAAGCAUGCUCAGAGAUGAAACCCUGUGACACAAUUAAAGGGCUGCAGUGUGAUUACUCAGUGGAUGUUCACAAGAGAACUGGCAUCUGUGCGGUCAGUGUAGGUAAUGUGUGCAUUUUGGAGGGUUUAGUCUAUCAGCAUGGCCAGAUCUUCUUCCCAAGCUGUAAAUACCAGUGUGUGUGCCAGAAUGGUCAGAUAGCCUGCAUUCCUCGCUGCAACCUGGAUGUUAUGCUUCCUGGGCCCGAUUGUCCAAUCCCACGCAAGGUCCAGGUUCCUGGAGAAUGCUGUGAGAAGUGGGUGUGUGAGCCCCAGACUGAAGCAAGUGCACUGGGUGGCUUUGCCAUGGCCGCCUUUCGUCAAGAAGAAACUGUAGGUUUUGGAAGGUGGGACCCCAGGCUGAACUGCAUUGAGCAGACCACAGAGUGGGGGGCCUGCUCUGAAACAUGUGGCAUGGGGGUCUCCACCAGGGUCACAAACAAGAACAACCGCUGUGAGAUGGUGAAGCAGAGUCGGCUGUGUAUGAUUAGAUCCUGUGAAGACCUGCAGGGACAAUUGACUCAGGUUGCACUAAUGGUAAGAUUCAUUCAAUGCCAGAGGGUUGUGAGGAGCGACAAAGCUGUUCACCUUGAGCAUAAGAACUGCACCAGUGUUCUGGCCUACAAGCCUCGCUACUGCGGCACCUGUACAGAUGGACGCUGCUGCACCCCCCACCGAACCAAGACCACUCUGGUGAAGUUCCAGUGUUCCAACAACACAAUCACCCGCAAGCCAGUCAUGGCAAUCCUAACCUGUGUCUGCCACACCCAUUGCCCUAGAGACAAUGCUGCAUGGGAGCCAUCGCUGCUCCUAUACGGUGGCAUGACAGGAAGAUGAGUCCAGGUUGGAGCUAAUGACAAAAUAAUUGCUGUAUUGAGUCCUGAAUAUUAACAUCCAGCACAAUAUUUAAUGCUGCCAAUAAUAUAUAUAAAAAAAGAAAAGAGAAAAAAGACCCAAACUAUGGCAAAAGCAAACUUAGGGCUGCCAGACCAGCAGAGGUCUGGAUAGACAUCAAAGCUUGAGAUUAAUAUUUAAGUUUAUGAUGAGCCUUCAUUUAAAAUCUCAACUGAGAUUUAUAAUUAACUUGAAAAUUAACUCAAGAAAUUUGAAAAUCAUUUAACAUUUUAAGGAUAUGGAAUAACUGAUGACUUUACUAGCUGUAUAAACUGAAUUCAUAAUCCAUUAAUUUCUGCUGAGGUUUUUGUUUCUUUUUAUGCAGUAUAACAGCAGAUUAAAUGGUUUAUGAUACAAAUGUCCAUGUAUAAUUGUGAGCACAACCAAUGUAUUUGGGCCUCAUUCCCAGCCACACGUCACUAGAUAUAUAUAUAAUGUGAAAUUAAUCAUUUGAGUUACAAGCAAAAUAAAC